CAGAUUGGUAUACUAAUAAUAAUUAUUUUUUUUUGUUUAAUCUUUUUUUGAAGACCCUUUGUGAAUCUUGAGUCAAGAUCUUGUCAAUCUGAAUAAACCAAGAUUCAGAUGUUAAUUUUAUCUUAAACUUUGAAAUCAAGAAUAUCCUUUCUAAAUAAUAUUUAUUUCUUGUGAUCAUAGAAGUUAUGGGGCAAGCUUUGGGUUGUAUUCAAGUGGAUCAAUCCACAGUUGCUAUAAAGGAAAAUUUUGGGAAGUAUGAAGAUGUUAUUGGUCCUGGUUGUCACUUGAUGCCAUGGUGUUUUGGAAGCCAAUUAGCUGGUUAUCUUUCUCUCAGAGUACAGCAACUUGACAUUCGUUGUGAAUCCAAGACUAAGGAUAAUGUUUUUGUGAUUCUGGUUGCUUCAAUCCAGUAUAGAGCCUUGGCAGAUAAGGCAGCAGAUGCCUUCUAUAAGCUAAGCAACACAAAAGAGCAGAUUAAAGCAUAUGUCUUUGAUGUUAUUAGGGCAACUGUGCCAACAUUGGAACUGGAUAAAAUAUUUGAACAGAAAACCGAGAUAGCCAAAACAGUGGCGAAGCAACUCGCAAAGGCAAUGUCUCUUUAUGGAUAUGAGAUAGUUCAGACUCUUAUUGUAGAUGUUGAACCAGAUGAUCAAGUGAAAAGUUCAAUGAAUGAGAUUAAUGCAGCUUCAAGAUUGAGAGAAGCUGCAUACGAGAAGGCAGAAGGAGAGAAGAUUCUGCAGAUAAAGCAAGCAGAAGCGGAAGCAGAAUCGAAGUAUUUAGCAGGGCUCGGCAUUGCUCGUCAACGUCAAGCUAUCGUAGAAGGACUCAAAGAAAGUGUACUCGGGUUCUCUAAUAGUGUUCCUGGGGCAUCAUCCAAGGAUAUCAUGGAUAUGAUUUUGAUUACCCAAUACUUUGACACAAUGAAGGAGAUAGGUGCCUCCUCUAAUUCAUCUAUUGUCUUCAUUCCUCAUGACCCAGAGGAUGUGACUUUCACAGCAGAGGUAAAUAAAUGAACAGUUUGCUUCAAGGAAAAACAUCUAGUCUACGAUGCAGAUAUGAUGAUUUUGAGAGAAAGAGGGCACUUCUCCAUGUAUUGUGUUAGAAAAGGAAAGGUGCAAGAACUAAUUGUGUGCACAUACUCUAGCUACACAUAGCAGGCUAUUUUCUUAAACACUUGUACACGGUAUUUGAUGUGAUGCUCUGUAGUAGUAAUUUCAAGGAAGGUACGGAAAAUAGGUGUACUUGAGAAACAAAUGGGUUUUUACUAACAUUUUCUUUAAA
Messenger RNA from Nicotiana tabacum (common tobacco), 1281 nucleotides. Its product is annotated as hypersensitive-induced response protein 1. The record is from RefSeq and is a predicted model, not a curated record. Lineage: Eukaryota; Viridiplantae; Streptophyta; Magnoliopsida; Solanales; Solanaceae.